UCUCUGCACUCUGGACGCUGGCUGCUGCCGCCGCUGCCACCAUGAAAACUCAUUACUUUCUCCUGGUGAUGUUAUUUUUUCUCUUCUCCCAGAUGGAGCCAGGUGCUGGUAUUCUCACAAGUCUUGGCCGCAGAACAGACCAAUACCGAUGCCUCCAACAUGGAGGAUUCUGCCUCCGCUCCAGUUGCCCUUCUCAUACCAGACUACAGGGAACCUGUAAACCAGAUAAGCCCAACUGUUGCAGGAGUUGACAGUGAUUUGAAGAAUGAACAUAAAAGACAAGUGAGGGAUAAACCAUUAGUAUUUUAAUAAAAGAAAUGUUUUCAAAGCCUAUUUAUAUCAGAUCAAAAUGAAUUCCAUGUCUCAGUUUAGAAGAGGUUUUUAAAAGUGUAAGGCUGAAGUACAGGGAUUAGAACAAGAGGUUGGAAAAUCCAGAGCACCUGCCUGGCCCUGAGUAAUGAUGGUCACAAUUUGAGUGGUGUCACUUUUAUUUGAUUUUUUAUCACCAAACUAUAAGCAUCCAGUGCAGGAAGGUCACACAGAAUUUUAUAGUGAUCACAGCUAUCAGAUCUCCUGGGGCCAAACAGGAUACUCUUCCAUGUUCUCAGCAGUCAGUUAAGUGAGGUUCCAUCUGCAGAUCCAGGACCGAGGUCUCUUCUUACAGGGUUUAGGGCAGUAAUAAGUUGACCUUAGUAUCAGAGCCUCAUUUAAACUGUAAAUUGUCCCAUCAAAGGUCCUCCUUCGUGGGUAUUGGCUGGAUUCCCAGAUCAGCAAUUUAAAAAAUAUUUAUGCACAGCUUUCAAGCCUAGCUGUCUAUCACACAUCUGUGUUAGGUCUGGGCCUUCUGUGGUUCAAGUCAUCUCACUGCUGUGUCUACAGAUGCCCACAAGUGGACAAAAGCAGCCAUACAGUCAGUUUUCCCCAAAAAUUCGUUUCCAUCUCCUGAUGGCACACAUAAUGCUGUUGUUUUCUUAAUCUGCCUCUGACACUUUAUCAUCUACUCUUGGCAGGUAGAAGAUAAAUAAAGGGCACUUGUGGCUCUAUUCCUCAGGCCAAAAUGAAAGUCCCAUUGCAAAAAGAAUUUAUUUAGCAGUCCACAGUAAUAUUCAUCGAUGAGAUGAUCUUUUCUGUAGAGAAAAGCUGAAUAAGAAAGAUGCUAGCAUUGGAGAGGACAUUGACUGGACUCAAACAUACUCAGUAAUACAGACACAGUGGUUUAAAUCCAUGCCUUUAAUCUCUUCCUUUAUAUAUAUAUACAAAUACACACACACACACACACACACACACACACACACACACAUAUACACACACUUUGAUCUAUUAACUAGCCAAAGUUUGCAUAUAUAUGAACACAUACUUUUGUCUGUUAACUGAUAUAAACCAUAUGUUUCUGGUUUUUUGUCUGAGAAAUUAUCUUCUCAUACAAAUGUGAAAUGAAAUUAAAGAGCCAAAGAGCAAGUCUUUGAGACUACUUAUAUUGACGAGAAAUAAACACCAUAGCAGAUCAUUACAAUGGAAAUAGAAAGCAUUGUAAUGGGAACAGACAAGGUGUGGCAAACCUUGGGCAUGUUGAAGAGGGUGAAGCCGAGGGAAGAUUUCACAAAUAAAAACAAGGAAAAUUACAUCAAACAGUUCUGGGAAAAUAAAUUUUGGUGGCAAUGAGCAACAAGAGUGGUCAGAACCCAGCCUUGAACACAGGAUUGCUGGCAGUUGUCCUUUCAUAGAAGGCCCCUCUGAAGAGUGCUGUGAUGGUUCAGAUGGUCACUAUGAGAGUCUAUUACGGUGAUUAAAAGCAGGUUUGUGACUGAGAACUUUCCCAUGACCUUCUGAUUUCACUUGUAUUUUGGUACGGUUGACAGAAGUGACUUAGUGACUUUUUAACUCUGACAACUAUCACAUUCUUCAUAAACAAUUAAAGCAAGAAUUGUGACAUCUUCUUUUUUAAUAUCACUCCCAAGACUCCAUACUACACAAUUCCACAGAUGGUCCCUGGGUGAGGCCAUUCUGAAUUUUACAUGGAUUCUCUUUUCCAUUUCAGUAGCCACACCCAACUCCACUUUGGCAGUCGCGUGUCGCUACUUGGUUUCUCACACCCUAGAACCAGUCAGCCUUGUCACAUAUUGGUUUCCAAAUUUAGUGGCCACAGUUCCCACCAUGGGUUCUGAUCUACAACAAAGGAAAAUGUUUGGCUCACUAAGGAUACUUUGGCAACCUUCACAACCUGUUUCUCAUAGCCAUGGUGAAGAGACUGUCCUCUGGAUCCUUCUAGUGUGAGUGUGUAGAGUGAGUAGAGAAGUAUGGGUCCAUUAGAGUUGCAAAUCCGUGUUCAUAUUCCAAUAACUCUAAGCCUCUUAACUCCUACCCUCCCAUUAAACCAGGAAAAAAAAAAUCAUGUUUCCAAUUUGCUUGUAUUUUAUCCACUUGUUUCACACAGUUAAAGUCCUCUCAGCUUCCUAAGUUAUGGUAAACAAAAUCUCUGCUUCUUAGGCUAAUGGAAAUAUAUCUGGAGGGGUCUAACGUGUUUACUUCAUGAUCCUAUUCCUCCAGCACCUCUUUGGACACAUAUUUCCCUCACAUUUGUUUGUAUGGAAUAGAAAAUUGAAGUGACUUAUUUGAAGAAUGGUAUGUUCCUCAUGGGUGAUGUUCUCUGCCUGGCCUCUAGUGUUCUGUGGUAACUAGUCUCAUGAUACAUCUAGAAUGAAAGAGAGGGAGGAAAUAUGCCUAAGAAAUGCAGCCAGAUCUUACAAGCUAUCUGACUUAGAAGGUGUAGUCACCAUUUCCUCAAGAACAUCAUUGCUGACUUUUUCUCAGGUGAGUGGCAGCAUUUGUUCCUGUCAUAUAGAUGACCAGAAUUAGUUCAGUGUCUCCGGCUUCAUGGGGACGUUGGUACAAGCACGUACUGUACCUUUAGGAAGACUGUCCAUUUCUAUUCGUUCUCUAGUAGAAACAGUAAACACGCUGUGAGUCUGGAAAUUCAUCUUACAUUGUCCUCUGGCUCCUCCUGGGAUGAGGUUCUGCAUCUGGUUUUCAUAAAUUACAAACUAAAAAGUAUCAGAUAAAACAUCAAUCUAAACUGGAUUAAAUACUUAAAUAUGAAAUAUCAAGCUCUAAAUUUACUUUUAAAUGCUCCAUAAGUCUGAACAAUGGUUUCUUAUGCAUGACCUUAAAAUAUAGAUUGCAAUUUUAAAAAAAUAGUAAACGGUUAUUUUGAACAAUUGGAGUAGCAAAAGACAGAGAGACAGAGAACACAAAGAGUAACAGAAAGUGUUUCCAAAUCAUACAUAAAGGUGGCAUAACACCACAUUAUCAAAGUAGCUACAACAACUAGGUAGAGCAACAAAAGCUAAUUGAAAAUUGACUAAUUAGGGCUUAAGAGAGGGGUCAGUAGUUUAGAACACUCCAAGAGGACCUGCAUUCGCCUCCCAGCGCCUAUGUGGCAGCUCACAACAGUUUGUAACUCUAGUUCCACAGACCCAGGGAGGGGAAAAAGUGUCCUCUUCUGACCUUCUGGAAGCACCAGGCACCACACAUGGUACUCAGACAUAUAUCCAGGCAAAACACUCAUGGACUAACAUAAAAUAAAUAAAUAAAUAUUUAAAAAAUCAGCACAGCAGGGCCGGAGUGAUGGCUCAGUAUGUAAGACUUUCCUAUGCAAGAAUGAAGGCUUGGGUCUGGAUCAUGAGUACCCCAUGUGAAAAAAAGCCUUGAGCCUCCACAUGUGCUUGUAACCACAGCUCUGUAGGGAAGAGACAGAAGGAGUUCUGGAGAUUGCCACCUGUCUUGGUUACUUUUCUAUCGAUGUGGUAAGACAUCAUAACCAAUGAAACUUAUAAAAGAGUUUAAUUUGGGACUUACAGUUUCACAAGGUUAGAGUUCAUGGCCAUCGUGGCUGGAGCAUGGCAUCAGGCAGGCAUUUCACCAAGCAUGGUGCUGAAACAGUAGCUGAGAGCUCACAUCUUGACACUCAACCUCAAGGCAAAGAGAGAGACAGUGGGAAUGGCGUGAGUCUUUUGAAACCUCAACUCCUGCCCCAGUGAUGAAGCUCCUCCUGCAAGGCCACACUUUCUAAUCCUUCCCAAAAAGUUUGACCAACUGGGGAACAAGUACUCAAACCUGGGAGCAAUCCUCAUUCAAACCACUACACUAGCCUAGCUCUAGGUAAGGGACAGACUCUGUUUUUGAGGAAUA
Messenger RNA from Peromyscus californicus insignis, 4188 nucleotides. RefSeq names its product defensin beta 1 (gene Defb1). Gene Ontology annotation, cellular component: extracellular region. The coding region runs from base 42 to 251 and encodes 69 amino acids. Gene Ontology annotation, molecular function: CCR6 chemokine receptor binding. NCBI's taxonomy places the organism in Eukaryota, Metazoa, Chordata, Mammalia, Rodentia, Cricetidae. Gene Ontology annotation, biological process: defense response to Gram-positive bacterium; defense response to Gram-negative bacterium; innate immune response in mucosa. The transcript is spliced from 2 exons. The record is from RefSeq and is a predicted model, not a curated record.